Messenger RNA from Botrytis deweyae, 513 nucleotides. RefSeq lists its product as uncharacterized. The transcript has a single exon. Lineage: Eukaryota; Fungi; Ascomycota; Leotiomycetes; Helotiales; Sclerotiniaceae. The record is from RefSeq and is a predicted model, not a curated record. Bases 1 to 513 code for a protein of 170 amino acids.
AUGAGCAAUCUUUCCCUUCAACCUACCAAGCAGACGUCCUACAAAGCAAAACAAGCAUCUCUGUCUGCCAGGCCUCCACCUUCGAAACCAGUAGCAUCAUAUCAAAAAUCAAGUAAUUCCUAUCAAGGCGAUCUUCAAAGGUCGCCACAUACAUCCAUACCUACAGGUGAUCACUCCUCCAAAGCCGGGCAGCAGACCUACCGCCAGCCAGAGCAGAUAUCCCAUUCAGACCGUACCUCAACAUCAUCAACAACACAUCCAAAAUCAGGCAGUCCUGGCCUAAACGUGGCAAAGUCAGCUCACCGAGUACGUAAAGGCUUAGAUAUUUCCGAUGCUGAUAAUUAUCCCGCCCAACUUCGGAGACAAAAUGAAGCUCUCUAUCAAUUGCAAGAGUCCUGCGGGAUGGAUCCUGGAAACGCUGGCCAAGUGCAACAACCAGCCCAGAAGCAAAGACGUCGCCAUGGUAAAGGCAAAAGCAAACACAAUGGAAAAGACCGCUGUUUCAUUUUGUGA